AUGAAAAUUCAUCUAGUAUUCGUUUCCCUACUUUCCGCAGUCGUGUAUACUCAGCAGGUUGUUAUUGUGCCCGAAUCACAAUGUCGGACUAGUUGUCAUCAGAAUGCGCUCGCUUUUGCAUAUACUUAUGGCUUCCCGCUGUAUAGCUUUGCUAAAUAUGUUAAUCCGAGAUAUUUGAACAAUGAGACCAACAGUCUCUACCACUCGCGCAAGCUUGCAGGUGCCGAUGAUACGGGCUUCGUUCGACCUAAUGCAGACACUGUAUACAGUGUGGCAUUUUUGGACCUGAGCGAGAACGAUAUCGAAAUUCAAGUUCCGGACUUUGGCGAACGAUACUGGGUGUGGCCAUUCUAUGAUAUGUACGCCAAUGAUCUUGCAAAUAUUGGAAGCAUAACCAAUAGUUCAGCCGGAAAGUAUCUUCUACGAUUUGACAGCGAGAACCCCGGCGUAGUGACCGAAGGCCUGAAGGGGGGCUAUAAGGCAUACCUCAACCUACCCACACCAUAUGGAAUCACGCUGCCGAGAAUCUUGGUCGAAGCUGGUACAGAUGAUAUCGUUGCAGUUAACAAACUGCAGGAUGGCUUCGGUAUGGCUGUGCUCCCACGCUUUAGUCCUCCAGUCGCUCCUGCUCUCAACCUCAGCAUGUUCUCUCGUCCUGAGUUUGUAUACACGCCUGGAGAUAAUACCCUCGCAGAGGUUGUGCUCCGCUUGACAGCAGAAUUGGCCCCGUACAAUGAGCCAUACGUGAAGCAAGAUCGAAGCUGGGUCCGGCAAACUUUACUCGAGGCCGGGAUUCACUACGAGAACAAUUCCUUCGUUCAACCACCAGACACAAACCUGACCACAGCCGUAGCGACAGCAAACGCAUCAAACGAAGCUUUGCAGAUCACACCGGGCCUGACACUUCGUCUUGGUGGAAACUGGACCUGCCGUGCGUCUCGAGUGCUGGGGGCAUUCGGUUCUUUCUACACUGCUCGAUACAGCACUGCAAGCCGAGGGUACCUGGCCCUUACAUCAGAGCAGGUCACAUAUCCUGUCAACAAUGACUUUGUGAUUGGGAAAGACCAAGCGGUGCUGUUCACUUUCAGCCGCAAGCCCGAGAUCAAUAAAGGAGGAUUCUGGAGCUUGACAGUGUACAACGGCGAGCAGUAUCUGGUCAAGAACGACCUGAACCGGUAUGCAUUGGGGGAUAGAAGCAAUUUGACGUUUCCAGACGGUACUUCGUAUAAUGAAGAAGAUGUGGAUGGUCCGUUCAAUAUUAUUAUACAGGCAAAUGACGUUCCUCCGCCGUCGAAUUGGACGAGUAAUUGGUUGCCGGCUCCUGAUGGUGGUGGCGAGGUGAAAAUCACAUUGAGAUUCUAUGGAGCUACAGACGCUAUGACGAACGGCGACUGGGAGUAUCCUGAAGUCUCUGUGGUUAAUGCGAUACGUGGAUAG
This is a messenger RNA of Aaosphaeria arxii CBS 175.79, 1437 nucleotides long. RefSeq names its product DUF1254-domain-containing protein. The transcript is spliced from 2 exons. Lineage: Eukaryota; Fungi; Ascomycota; Dothideomycetes; Pleosporales. The record is from RefSeq and is a predicted model, not a curated record. Bases 1 to 1437 code for a protein of 478 amino acids.